AUGGGUUACCAAAACAUGAAUGAAAGUGACGUCACAGACGUUUCAAACAUUUUGGUUGAAACUGGCAAACUUCCUCACUCUCCAUUGGUCAAUCAGGAUAGCGACAAAAUUCAAGUGGCUGUUGAGGUUCACGAGGAAAAAAAGGAGGCAUCAGAGCGUGAACGUACUGAAUACGAUCGGACUGAACUGGAAAGAGCAAAACCAUUUUUUAGGGCGUACAGUGUAUCGGACUCAAAAUACAUAACUGUAGUAAGCAGUGUCAAUGAGCCUAGGCUACAAGGAAGUGAGGUAGGCCUAAAGAAAACUGGAAGCAGCAGAGAUAGGCCUAGGCCUAGUGUUCAUUCAGUAAAUAGUAGUGAGGUGAAGGUGGCAGUAGUUAACGUGCAGUGCCUUAGAACCAAAAUCAACCUUCUGUCACUUUUCACAGAUGAGUUAAAGUGUGACUUCCUACUUAUAUCAGAACAUUGGCUUACUAAUGAUGAAAGUGAGUUUUAUAGAACAGUUGGUUGUGAUGAACUAGAAAUAGCCAAUAUAUAUUGCCGAAGUGCUCAUAAAAAUGGUGGAGUGGCCAUUUUUGCCUCAAAUAGAUUUACCUACAAGAAGCUAAAUUCGGAACCAUACUGCGUUGAACGCAUAUUUGAAGUUACAGCUGUUGAGGUACUGGAAAUUUCUACCAUACUUGUUGCAGUGUACAGGCCUCCAGACAGCGACUUCGACUUGUUUCAGCUGCAACUAGAGUCCUGUCUUCUGUAUUUAACCAAAUUUACCUCAAAGAAGAUUGUGAUCGGUGGGGACUUUAACAUUCACCUGGAAGUAACAUCUAAAGAAGAGACUGCAUUUACCAACCUACUGCGAAGUUUUGGACUGUAUAUCACUUCAAGACUGCCGACCCGUGGUGUAGCCUGUCUGGACACCAUCGCUACAAACAUCGACAGCUGGGAUUGCAGAUCGGAGGUGGUUAGUGCACUGGUUGCCGAUCAUGACGGAGCUGUGGUUUUGAAUGUGAAAACUGAGCAAACGACACCACCCUCAUCACAAGAGGUCGGAGCUUGGUGGAGCUACGCAUUGAGGCUGAAUACUUACUGGAGGAAGCAAGGGCCUGGUUCGUAUCAAACAAGUUUAAGGUAAACGAGGAUAAAACCCAAUCCCUCGAAUGCACUCUGAGUGCAGGGGUAGAAGAGGGUGAACCGGUCAAACUACUGGGUUUCUGGGUCGACUCGAGGUGCACAUGGAACCACCAUAUAAGCAAGGUAUGUGUCAAACUUUCAAGAGUGCUGUAUCUUCUAAGGAAACUUAGGGAUUUAAUAACUCAGCCAUACCUUACAACGGUUUAUCAUGCUCUCUUCCAUAGUCACGUGAUGUAUGGAUUGAUACUGUGG
Molecule: messenger RNA, 1379 nt
Organism: Macrosteles quadrilineatus (aster leafhopper)
Lineage: Eukaryota; Metazoa; Arthropoda; Insecta; Hemiptera; Cicadellidae
Exons: 3
Coding region: 1-1128 (375 amino acids)
Source: RefSeq, a predicted model, not a curated record